AUGCCACAUGCUAAGAGUGGCAGGGAUGGUAGUGUUACGGUGGGACUGAAGACCAGUGAAGGUGACACCGUGAGUCAGCAGGGGAGAGAAAAAGAAUUGCCGUCGGAUACCGCGAAGUUAAUGCCAUACAACGAAAAUGCCGAUCUCCCAUUGUACACGAUUGAUCAGGUACCGGAACAUCUUUGCGACAAUCGGUACAUAUUAACGGGAUACCGUGUGGGGUACACGGCAAGAAUGUGCAUAAGUAGCAUAAUAGCUCUUCAUAAUGAGACGUUCAACAUUUGGACCCAUCUUGUAGGUUUUUUGGCGUUUCUUGUCGUUGUUGUGUGUUUUUUUGUGAUUGUUCUUAUUCCAUCGUCGCACCAACAGCAACAUGAGGGAAACGCAUUCUCAAACACCGCUAGUGAAUCAAAGGGGCUGACGUACUUUCUAUUUGCCGCCUAUUCUUUUGGUUGCUUAAUGUGCAUGUUGUGCAGUACGGUAUUUCACACGCUGCUGCCCCACAAAAGCAGGAAAGUGUAUUCAUGGGCGCAUUCUUUGGACUAUUUUGGUAUCACAUUUCUUGUGGUUGGUUCGUUUCUUCCCUUUUGUUACUUUUCAUUUGCAUGUGAACCGUUUUGGCGUUGGACGUAUUUGAGCAUGAUUUCUUUUUUUGGCGUUUUUGGCGUGCUGGGACCGUUUUUCAAGGAAUGGACGCAGCAGCAAUAUGCACGAUCCAAAAUCUUAUUUUACGUUUGCAUGGUGGGUAGUGGACUUUUUCCUAUUGUUCAUAUCUAUCUUCUUCUCCCCGGUAACGUUUCAUCAUCGUUUGUAGAGGGUUUAUUGUUGAUGAUGGCAUUGUAUGGUGUGGGAGUGUUUGUGUAUGCCUUUCAGAUACCUGAAUUUUUCUUUCCUGGAAAGUUUGACAUAUAUCUUUCCAGUCAUCAAAUAUGGCACGUGUUUGUUCUGGCAGCCGCGUUUGUGCACUUUUUCAACACUGCCUCGAUUUACGUCAACUUUCGGCAAAUGAAUCUCAGCUGCUAA
Trypanosoma cruzi is the source of this 1023-nucleotide messenger RNA. RefSeq lists its product as uncharacterized. Gene Ontology annotation, cellular component: membrane. The transcript has a single exon. NCBI's taxonomy places the organism in Eukaryota, Euglenozoa, Kinetoplastea, Trypanosomatida, Trypanosomatidae. The record is from RefSeq and is a predicted model, not a curated record. Bases 1 to 1023 code for a protein of 340 amino acids. Gene Ontology annotation, molecular function: signaling receptor activity.